Messenger RNA from Rhineura floridana, 9903 nucleotides. RefSeq names its product chromosome 7 C2orf72 homolog (gene C7H2orf72). Lineage: Eukaryota; Metazoa; Chordata; Lepidosauria; Squamata; Rhineuridae. The transcript is spliced from 3 exons. The record is from RefSeq and is a predicted model, not a curated record. The coding region runs from base 199 to 1119 and encodes 306 amino acids.
CACGGAUUUAGAGGACAACGACCAAGCGUGGCUUGUUCCUCCUCCUGGGGCGGGCGCCCAAGGGGAGCCACGAGUGAGGCCUGUCCUGGAAAAGGGGCUGGCCGGAAGAGGUUCCUCCUGCUGCUGUUGCUGCUGCCUCGCGGCCCGGCCAGAAGAGCCGUCGGCGGGGGAGGCGUGCCUGCCCGCGGCGUCCUCUCCAUGGAGCCGGAGGCGCUGCGGUUGUUCCAGAGCCUGGUGGAGCGCGCGGGCGGGCGGCAGCGGCUGCUCCUGGUGGGCGAGGCGCGCGAGGGCGAGGCGCCGCCGCGGGCCCUGCUGGAGACCUUCGCGCGGGACCUCUUCGCCGAGCCCGAGCUGGGCAGGGAGCGGGAGCAGGAGCAGCCCGUGGCGCGCCGGGUGCGAGUGUGCGUCGGCGGGGGUUGCCGCGUCGGCAGCGGCUCUGGGCGGCCGUGGCUGGCGUGCCCGCUCCUCUUCGUGCUGUUCUGGGCGAGCUCGCUGGUGCAGCCGCGCUGGCGCCGGGAGCGGCUCCGCUUGCGCGAGAUCCUCCGCGACGUGCGGAGCCACUUGUCCUCCGGCCGUCGUUUCCGCGGCCCGGCCGCUCCGGCACCCGUAACCUGGCCCGCCGUGGUCGGCGUGGUGGUGAUGCCGCCGCCGGGAGAGCCGCUGCCGGCUUGCCACGCUGCGGAGCCCGCGGCGCAAGCCGAAGCCGACGCCCGCCUGCAGCUGGAGGCGCUACUGGCGCAAGUCUUCCGAGAGCGGCGCCCGGCGGCGCAGGAGACGCUGCAAGCCGCCGCCUACAGUCCGGGGGGCGCCCCGGGGGCCAACGAGGUUAGGGUCGCCGCCUGCCGGGCGCUCAAGGCCGCCCUCAAGCUCCGCGCAGGUGUGUGGGGCGGGGGUGCUCAACGGGUUGCCGAUGGGGCAGAAGCCAAGGAGCAGAGGCCCCCUGCCUUCCUGCAGUGUCUCCCCUGGGGCAGAAGGAGCCGGCGGAAGAAUGGGCACCUUGGUACAGAUGCAAACAACUUGAAUGAAGAUGGCUUGCAAGACCCAGAAGAAGGUGUAGCUUUGACCAACGUGGCACCCAAUGGGAAUUGUCAAGAAACCUGUGGAGGGGCAUCCAAUUAAGAACUACUGGAGGAAUCUUCUAAUUGCUGCUAUAUUGGGCUGAAACUGCCCUUCCUCUGCCCUGAAAGAAAAGGAUCAAGGUCAGGGAUCUUCCCAAUACACAGUUUGGGGACACCACCUUGAAGUCCACCUGUUGGCUCUUUUGGAGAAGCUACUUUCCCUUUGUUUCAGUCCAAGAACCUUCUUAUAGCAGGGCCCACAGAGGCAGCUCUGCUUGGUAUCAGCCAAGUAAAGACGGGUGACUUUCCCCACCAGUAUCUACACUGGAACGAUGUCAGAUGCUUGAGGCUCGCAUUUGGUGGGUCGCAUCAUUUUCACGGACAACAGUGGGCAUUGUACUACAGUGCAUGAACAUCUUGUGCUUACAGAGUUUGACAUCUUGGGGUUUCUUAUUUUAAUGGAAUCAUUCUCUUUAGAUGUGAAAUAUGUGGUGGGAAAAUAUUUAUGAGCUUAGAAGUUGUUAUACUUGGGAGGAAAGAGAGGAACAAUUCUGGUGCUUUAAACAACUUCUCCCUCUUAUCCACCUUGAAUUGUGUUUACCACUGCAAAGAGGGUCUGGCCAGAUUCUUACUGUGUGGGACCAUAUGUAGCAAAUGUGGGCACACUCACAUCUCUAGUUAUUUUUGCACUUGUAACGUACUGUGGACCUUCUACAGAUACUAUUCAAGGCUACAGCACAUUUUCGGUAAACAGGGCCCAAAGUAUGUAUUACAUAUCUACUGCCCUCCUAGGAGAGCAUUCCUAGAAGUCUUCCUUCAUGGGUCUGUCCUCUUUUUCUAUGAUUUGCUUAAAUCUUGGGGGUCUUGGGAGCAGGACCCCAUCCCAUACCUGCAGAGGCAGAAAAUAACAGAGCUUAGACAAAUCUUCAACAUCCACAAGAAUGUGUUGGAGCCCCAAAAACCUGUCAUCCACAGAAACCUCUGAGAAUCUUGUUUCUAGUCUUCUGGAAGGAAAUUAUAUUCCUCCUCUGAACAAAAUAACUUCAUUGAAAGGGGCACCAGCUGGAUUUUGCUUGUUAGGUUGCUUUUCGCUACAAGCAGUGACUCUUUAGCAGAUUAUUGCUGGAGGUUUUUGUAGCUCGUGCCUUCUCUGGGUCCAAACAUGAAUGGGUGAAAACACAGCAACAGAGAAGGAGAGAUUGUCAUCACUUUGUUGUUGUUGUUGCUAAUGGAGCUACUUGGUUUGCUUUACAGGAAUCCCGGGUGGGCCCUUAGUCAACAGCCUGUGAUAACAGUCUGGAAUCCAGUGCUUCUUGUGAUCUAACAUUUAAAAAUAUCCUAUUCCCUGUGAACUGUUUGUACUAUAGACAUGUGGGCAGUGGAGGCUGAUCCAUUAGGGCAAAUGGUGUGUGCCCCCCCCCAACCACAGCCAGCCCUCGCCUACCUGCCCUCUUACAGUCCAGUCCAGGGGCUGAUCCCCUUUGUCAUUUUCCUCCUCAGUCUCAGUGUUGCUCCGCGUAGAACUCAGGAGGGAGGAGGAGGAGGUUGGGGACACAAUUAGAAAUAAUUGGCUCUGCCUCUGAUUGGCUCUGGCUCCACCUACUGUUGGGCUCCUUGCCUUCCGCCCUGGCUGUCCCAGUGGGUGCCAGCCACCACUGUAUGUGGGCAGACGUCUUAAGAUCUUGUAAGCUAGUGCAUGUUAUAAAAAUUGCAACAAUGACAAGAACACACUAAAAUUCCAUGUGUAUGAAUUGCAGCUGGUGUAUGCCUCAGUGUUAGAACUCAGUUAUUUGAUUUUUUAAACCCUGAUGGGUUUUGCAAAUUUUGCAGCACAGUCCUAUGGAAGUGUUGGUGGAACUUCUCUGAGGUGCAUGUGUGUAUUGCAUUGCAGCCCAAAUCUUCAGUUUAGCUAAUAUUACUGUCAUGAACCACUGUCUGGUUCAGUCCCAGGACCCAAUUCCCAAACCCAGGGUAAUUGAUCCUGGCAAGGCACAGACCCGUGCCUCCCUUACCAGGGCUCUGUAAACCAACACCAACCCUGCAAGGUAGGUAGACUACCACCACCCCUUAAACUGGUCACCCACUCUUGGCCAAGGGAAAACACAAAAUGCCAGAAAUAGACCUGCCAAGGAUUCCAACAGACAAGAGCCAAAGGUGCACUCUUUGUCUUAGAGCCUUAGACAAAAUAUCCAGUUAUAUGGUGGUAAAGUAGCCAAGGUGCUGGAUUCAGAGCCACACUACUCCUGCACUGAACACACACUGGUAAAUAAGAAGUAGCUUUGUUAAAUAAAAUAUAAGUGCAUAAAAAUAGCAAUAAAAUUAUUCCUUAAAACCCACACCCUGGAGGACCAGAUAGAAUAUAGAGAGUUACAGUCACAAAUAAAACAACAAAACUGUGUAGCCUGUUCUAUACAUACAAAGAGGUAAACACUUCAUGGUUCCACGUCUCCCUAGAGAUGUAUAGUCUGGAAAACGGAACCCCACACAGAUAACACCAAUAGGCAUUAUGGGACCCAGGGGAAGAAAGGCUAAAGUUUGAAUCCUAUACUUACAGGGAAAUGCCCAGCAACAGCCAGAAAUUAAUUAGCCAGUCAGGGGGCUUUCAGAUGAUGAAAUGCUAUUUGGAGUUUGCGCGCCUAACAGUCACAUACUCCCCAAACCUUCCCAGGCUUUUCUGUGGUCUUGAUGUACCAGUCUCCACUGAUCAGCAGGUGUUCUUGCUUGCAGCCUAAUUAACUAGCUUCAGCUGCCAGAACUGCCGAGUCAUACCUCUCACAAGCCCCAUUUUGAGCAAGAUGUUUCCCCCCACAAUUCUUUGCCUCUGAGCCAUUUUAGAAAUCAGGCGUUCUUGACAAUUACAGUUUCUGCUUUUGCCAUGGUUGCCAUUUUGUCUUUACCUAGGUUCUGUACAAAACUGUGCUGCAGCUGGAGAUUAGAGUUUUUGGGGUGUGUUUUUUUUGUAAAAAUUCAGUUUCUGAUGUUAACAGGUGAUGUAGAUUUUCUGGACAGCUUUGAAUUGGCAAACUUUUGGAGGAGCUUUCCCAUGAAAUUUAAGCUAAUUUGCAUUGGAAGCUUUACUUGUUGCCCUCCAUAGUGGUCUUAAUUUAGCAUGGCUGGUUUGCGUGUGUUUCGUAAACCAAGCCAAACACUUUGAAACUGCCAAGAUUGCCUAAUCCAGUAUUUUCAGUUGGCAUCCAUUCAUUUUUUCUAAUGAACUUAUGAAAUGGAAAAACUUUCUGCUGAAAAAUAAAGUGCUGGGGAAAAAAUUCCACCCGACAUCACUGAUAUUAACCAUUUUUAAACAAAUGGUGGCAGCUAAAGAAUUACUUACAGGCUGUGCUGGGCUUUCAUUUGCAAGGCAUGCCUCGCGACAGCUUCCCCCAGCCUGGAGCCCUGCAGAUGUACAACUGCCUGUUUUAUCUGUGGUAGUUCUUAAUUUGCAAUGUUUGUUUUUACUAAAUUUUUGUUGUAAAUUGUGGCUUUAAUAUAUUGUGUGCUGGCCUUGGGACUCUUGGGUGACAGGCAGACUACAAAUACCCUUCAAUAUUUAUGGCUGCGCUGGCUAGGGCUGAUGGGAGUUCUAGUCCAAAACAUGUGGAGGGCCAGGGGUUCGGGAAGGCUUUCUUGGGACAUCCCCAGUCCUGCAGUGAACAGCAGCCUGUGUCAGGGGUGGUGAGACCAAGGCCACAUCCACACCAGACAUUUAUUCUACUUUAAACAGUCAUGGCUUCCCCCAAAGAAUCAUGGGAAGUGUAGUUUGUGAAGGGUGCUGAGAGUUGUUAGGAGACCCCUAAUCUCACAGAGCUACAGUUUGCCAAAGGUUUAAUAGCCACUUCCUCUUCUCAGAAAACUCUGAGAAUUGUUGCUCUGUGAGGGGAACAGGAGUCUUAAUAGCUUUCAGCACCCUUCACAAACUACAUUUCCCAGGAUUCCUUGGGGGAAUCUAAGGGUGCUUUCACACUGCACUUUAUUCCGUUAGUCUGACAAUUUCUUACCUGGUAAUUUGUGCAUUAUAUUUGACCCUUCACACGAAGCACAAGCUAGCUCCAGAAUUCUAGUGGAAUGUAGUGGAAGUUCAGCGCAAAUUUCCGUGAUAAAUGAUACCAGAAAUAAUCUGCUAGCUAGGCUGGGAACCCGGAAGAAAGCUGGAGUUCUUCGCUUAGUUUCAGCUGCUCACAUGACAGACAUCCCAGCAUGCAGUGCGUUCCCGCCCUUUAGUCAAGCAGGGUUUGGGGUGUUUUUGCCUGAUGAACGCUGUACCGGUAUUCCGGCAUUGGCAAAGAUAGCAGCAGCAUUUCCCCCAUACACCCCUGUCUUAAUACAACUAAAACAAUUUUAAAAGUCAGAUUGAAUUGAAUUGAAUUGAAACUUUAUUUUUACCCCCGCCCUUUUUCCAAACUGGAACUCAGGGCGGCUUACAAAUAGAACUUACAUGUAGUUAAAAAAUAGAAAAACAUACAAUUAAAAUACAAUUAAACUAUGCACAACCUUAAAACCGUAAAAGGCACUUAAAAAUCUAAACAUAAUUUAAAAUAAUAAUAUGAAACAAUAAAACAAGCCUUGUAAAACCCAAUCCUAAACACCUUCUAUCCCAAAAGCCUGUCGGAAUAAAAAAGUCUUUACUUGCCGACGGAAGGAUGGCAAGGAGGGGACCAUUUGUGCCUCCCUAGGAAGGGAGUUCCAGAACCUAGGAGCAGCCACCGAGAAGGCCCUAUCUCGCGUCCCCACCAAUCGCACUUGCGAGAGUGUUGGGACUGAGAGAAGGGCCUCUCCUGAAGAUCUCAGGGCCCGGGCAGGCUCAUAUAAGGAUAUACGGUCUGACAAAUAGCCUGGACCUGGGCCGUAUAGGGCUUUAAAGGUCAAAACCAGCACUUUGAAUUGUGACCGGAAACAAACUGGCAGCCAGUGGAGCUGUUGUAACAAGGGAGUUGUAUGGUCCCUGUAACCAGCCCCUGUUAAUACUCUGGCUGCAGCUCUUUGUACCAGUUUAAGUUUCCGAACAGUCUUCAAAGGCAGCCCCAUGUAGAGUGCAUUACAGUAGUCUAAACGGGAUGUAACUAAGGCAUGCAUCACCAUAGUCAAACCAGGCAUUUCCAGGAACGGGCGCAGCUGGCGCACUAGUCUUAACUGAGCAAAGGCACUCCUGGCCACGGCUGAGACCUGGGCCUCCAAGUUCAGAGCUGAGUCCAGGAGCACACCCAAACUGCGAACCUGUGUCUUCAGGGGGAGUGUAACCCCAUCCAGCACAGGCUGAAUCCCUAUUCCCUGAUCUGCCCUUCGACUGACCAGGAGCACCUCUGUCUUGUCUGGAUUUAGUUUCAGUUUGUUCGCCCUCAUCCAGUCCAUCACUGAUGCCAGGCACUGGUUCAGGACCAGGACAGCUUCCUUGGCUUGAGGUGGAAAGGAGAAAUAGAGUUGGGUGUCAUCCGCAUACUAAAGGGAGAGGGCUUGCAUGAUGAUGGGACAAGAUCUUAGACCUACACAGUGGGGAACUGUGCAUGGGUGUGGGACGAAAACAAGCCGUGUGAAAGACCGUUGCUCGAAAUGCCGGUAUAUCGGCUGAAAAGGUACUGCAGUGUGAAAGGGAUUUUAGAAAUUGGGACAGAAGCACUGUCUUUUUAAUCUGUUAAACGUAACGCAAUCAGCCCCAUAUGUGAAAGCAGCCUAGGACUGUUUAAAGUGGAAUAAUAGUGGAAUAAAUGUCUGGUGUAAAUGUGGCCUAAUUGGCUUUUGAGACCCCUCCUCCUCUGCUGCCCCGUAAGUGCAGGCCAGCCACUUUGCUUUUUGCUAUGCAGUUGUCUUUGCUGAAAUAGGAUAAAAUUUACCUACCUCAAGAGGGGCGUUAGCCGCACAAACAGGGCAUGGGUGGCUGGGCUGAAAUUAUGGAAGGUGCAAGGCUGAGGGGGAGCGGAUUAGGGAGGGCCCCAGUCUGGCAAGCUCUCCGAUGCGCGCGCGCGUGCGUGCGUGCGUGUGAAAGAGUGAGAGAGAAAAAGCGUAUUUGAACCCUGCCCCUCGGUUCUUAGUUGUGCAGUGUUCUUGCACAAUUCAGCGGGUGUGGAUCAGAGCUUGGCAAAAUUAUUGUUUUGAACGACAACUCCCAUCAGCCCAGUCCAGUGGCUAUGCUGGCUGGGGCUGAUGGGAGUUGUAGUUCAGAAAAAGUAACUUUGCCACGCUCUGCUCCAGAUGUUGAGUAUGCCACUAUGUUUAAGGAUUUUGGUAGGUACCAGAUUGUUUCCCAUCCUGAUACGGUAGUGAUGGGAGAAGUAAUAUCAAAAGGAGAAUUCUGCCAGGUGAAAUGCAAAGUUCAAGAACCCCUUUGAAGAAAUGGUGAUAUCUCUUUGAGCUUCAUCGCGCACACACUGACAUAUCCUUCAUUGAUAUAACUGAAUUUGCCAGGAUUCUCUCUGUCUCUGACUGCCAUGCAAAUAGAAAUACAGGGCCCCACUCAUACAACGGGUUAUGUUCCGGACCCCCGCUGUAAAGCGAAAACCGCUGUAAAGCAGAACUUAUUGACUAACAUUGACCCAAAUGGCGCCCGAUGGCAAAAAAACGCCGUAAAAGCGGAACAAGCGCUGUAAGAGCGGGGCCUCUCUGCAAUUGACAACCGCUGCAUUAGCAGAACGCUGUAAAGCGAAGCUCUGUAAAGCGGGGCCCUACUGUAGAACAAAUGUACAGUACCGUAGAGAGAGAGUUUGUACCUCCUCCGUCCCUGCCAAUGGAACUCUUCUGUCUCUUACCAGAUGUGAUAAGCAAAGAAUUUAGAUAAAGCCUCUCUCUGCAUCCCUGUACUAAGGGAAACCUAACCCUGUUGUGUUUCUGCCUGCCCCACAGAUGUCAAAGGCACAGGAGCCUUGGCAAUGAAAAAUAUGGCAACCCUAAAACUAAUUCCUGGGGUGGAGAUAGGGACUGUGCUUCACAGCAUAGCCAAAAUGACUUCAACCUCUAGGAAUCGAAGGUAACCUCCAAGUGCUCAUUCCAAAGAGUUAAUCUGCAAAAAGAGUCCUUGUUCCAUAUUUCCCUAUAUUAUAAAGCAGGUCUUUCAACUGGUCUUUUAAUUUUUAACAUUUUUUUUUAGCUUGAGCAGCCACGAAUGUAGUUGUCCCAGCCAUUAAUCAUCAUAGAUUCACAACUGCUGAAGUUUCUUUUAGCUAUAUAUCCAUACAGACAUGCUAACUCAUCCUCCAGUCAGGAGUGGGUCAUACCCCCAUGCUCAUUGGGUCUUGCAUCCAUUUGGAUGGGAUUCACUUGUCCUCUACAUAGCACACGCACAUCCUUCUUGCCAUCGGUUGCGUUUCUUGACCUGUUGUGGUUUGCUGCGUACGUAGAAUACAUUGGCUUGUAUUAUCCAGUGUAAUGCUAACAAAAUUGCUGCUUACUCAUAAAUAUGCAUUACCCAUCUGCAGCACCACCAGCAAAGUGCUAUAUUCCUUAAGCGGCUGGGGGUAAGGGGUGGGCAGUAGUUUAGUUAGUACAAAGAUUUAUGCUUGUGCUGUGGAACCUACCUCCGUGUGCUUCCCCUUAACCUGGCCUGGGAUUUCCCCCAACCCUCUGGAGCAGAUAUGGGGAAGUCAUGGGGCAUGGGUGUGGGUGGGUGGCUUGGGGUAGGAAGCUGGGGAAGUUCCAUUGUGUAAGUGUAAAUCCUUGCGCUAACUGAACAAGUGCAUUGGACACAAAGCCCUAUGAGGAGAGACUGAAAGACCUGGGCAUGUUUAGCCUGGAGAAGAGAAGACUGAGGGGAGAUACGAUAACACUCUUCAAGUACAUGAAAGGUUGCCACACAGAGGAGGGCCGGGAUCUCUUCUCGAUCGUCCCAGAGUGCAGGACACAGAAUGAUGGGCUCAAGUUACAGGAAGCCAUAUUUCGACUGGACAUCAGGAAAAACUUCCUAAUUGUUAGAGCCAUACGACAAUGGAAUCAAUUACCUAGAGAGGUAGUGGGUUCUCCGACACUGGAGGCAUUCAAGAGGCAGCUGGACAGCCAUCUGUCGGGAAUGCUUUGAUUUGGAUUCCUGCAUUGAGCAGGGGGUUGGACUUGAUGGCCUUAUAGGCCCCUUCCAACUCUACUACUCUAUGAUUCUAUGACACCACCCACUUCAUAUUCCCCCCUCCUGAGGAAUGCCAAUUCAUAUUUGGUCCACAAAGGUUUGUGCCAGAUUAAAUGUGGGUGUUCCAAAUUUAAGUAGAUUGGAGUGCUAAAAAGGUAUUUAAUUCUGACAUGCUGGUUUUUCUUCCCCUGCUCCCAGUGUCCUUCAUGCAGGCCAAGGAGUAUCAUGUUCUUCAAAGGGUUCUGAACAACCCGGCAGGAUGGGGGGAGAGCUAAGACAAAGAAUGGGGAUGAGGAUGGAAUGAGAGAGAGAGAGAGAGAGAGAGAUGGGAUCCUUUGUUGUCUGACUGGCUGUAAGGUUGGCGCCUUUCCCUUCUGCCCCUCAGGAAACAUUAAUGUGAUGGUAACAUUAAGUUUCUCCAUAUUAUUUUACUCUGUAAUUGCAGCCAAAGUAUUAUGUGACAUUUAACUUGGUGGGUGAGUUUGGGAACAGUUGUUAUCUCUAAUGUUUGAAGCAAAGAAUAAUUGAUGGAAUUUAAAAAAAAUCUUAAAUCCUGCCUCGUCAAAGCUCAUUAUUUUAUGACCCUAGCCAUCUUGUAACCUUCCCUCCCUUGAAAUGUUAUAGUCUUAUGUCUUAACAAUCGUAUCUUAUAAUAUGUUUUAACAAUUUUAUAUUGUAUUUUCUUAUCCCAUUUUAUUGCAUUUUAUUCUUCUGUAUAUAGGGAUAAUCUUCUCUUAUGAGAGUUUUAUGUCUAUUUUAUGCUGGUCAUUGAUGGUAACAAUAAAGAUUUGUUUUUAUUCA